CACAGACCACAUCUCUCUCUGGUUCUCUCUCCCUCUGAAACACACACUCGAGCGUGUUGUGUGUGCAAAAAUGGGGAGAGCACCUUGCUGUUCGAAGGUAGGUUUACACAGGGGAGCAUGGUCUGAUGAAGAAGAUAAACUUCUUACCGACUACAUUCAAACUCACGGUGAAGGUCAAUGGCGAUCCUUGCCUUCCAAAGCCGGAUUGCUUAGAUGUGGAAAGAGUUGUAGGCUGAGAUGGAUGAAUUAUCUCCGGCCAGGUAUCAAGAGAGGAAACUUCACUGCCGAUGAAAAUGACAUCAUCAUCCGGCUUCAUUCUGUCCAUGGCAACCGAUGGUCAUUCAUAGCCACGGAACUUCCAGGUCGAACUGACAAUGAGAUUAAGAACCACUGGAACUCGCAUCUUAAACGAAAAGAGAUCGACGACGGUGGUGUCGAGAAGGAGGCGGACGCUUCCAAAAACAAUAAAAAACCGAGGAAGAAGAAGAGGAAAACGGAUCACAAGUCCACGAAGGUGAAAUCAGCAGAAAAAUCAGGUGAGGAGCCUGUUCCUGAUCAGCCUUCUAAUUCUUCCUUGUCUUCUUCACAAUCGGCAUCGUUAAAUUGGGGAAAAGAGAGCUCGGAUAACGGAAUAAUGAGCGGUGCAUCAUCGUCAAACUGCACAAUUGAUGAGGGAGAAGGUGAUUUACUAGCGUCAGACUUCUGCUGGCCAAAUUGGACUCCAUUGUUUGAUAUGGAAGUCGCAGGAAGCAUAGAGGGUGAGAACGAUAUACCAUUGGAGUUGGAGGUGUGUGAUUUACUCAUUUCCAAUAAUGAUGACAGUCAACUGCUAGAGAAGCUUUAUUGCGAAUACCUAAAUCUGCUUGAAGAUGGAGACUCGUUGUAAUUAUACUUUCAGUUCCUCUUGUAUUAUUAUUCAACUUUUAUGAGUGAAAACUAAAAUAAAACAAGUUGUUUAAUCGUCGAG
This is a messenger RNA of Cynara cardunculus var. scolymus (artichoke), 967 nucleotides long. RefSeq names its product transcription factor MYB8-like. The record is from RefSeq and is a predicted model, not a curated record. The transcript is spliced from 2 exons. Bases 71 to 886 code for a protein of 271 amino acids. Lineage: Eukaryota; Viridiplantae; Streptophyta; Magnoliopsida; Asterales; Asteraceae.